Molecule: messenger RNA, 1813 nt
Organism: Tribolium madens (black flour beetle)
Lineage: Eukaryota; Metazoa; Arthropoda; Insecta; Coleoptera; Tenebrionidae
Product: WD repeat domain phosphoinositide-interacting protein 2
Exons: 9
Coding region: 204-1505 (433 amino acids)
Biological process (GO): nucleophagy; protein localization to phagophore assembly site; autophagy of mitochondrion
Cellular component (GO): extrinsic component of membrane; cytosol; phagophore assembly site membrane
Molecular function (GO): phosphatidylinositol-3,5-bisphosphate binding; phosphatidylinositol-3-phosphate binding; protein binding
Source: RefSeq, a predicted model, not a curated record
GAAUUUGUGACAGUUUCAAAUCGUUGUCAAAAUCCUCCGUUUUCGAAUUUGGCGCCAUUGGGUCGCUGCGUGCGAUUCCUCACUUAUCAGCUGUUCAAUACAAUAUGGAUGUGUAGUGGUGUUGGUGUUUGUUUGGAAAAGCAAGAUCGCGACGUAGUUUUAGUGUUUUUCGAUAAAAACCGUGUAAUCAUCACUUCGAACUCAUGAGUAAUAUAACUUCAUCCGACUCUAAUGGGACUAAGAAUUAUUUCGUGAACUACAACCAGGACAGCACGUCACUAGUCGUCGGCAGCAAAAGCGGUUAUCGUCUCUAUUCCCUCAACAACGUCGACGAUUUGGAACUUAUCUACUCGAACGAUGUCGAAGAAACCUACAUGGUGGAACGUCUCUUUAGCAGUAGUUUGGUGGCAACUGUGGCUCUCUCAUCCCCCCGAAAGUUGAAAGUUUGUCAUUUUAAGAAAGGAACGGAAAUAUGCAAUUACUCAUACUCGAACACAAUUCUUGCUGUUCGCAUGAAUCGGUCUCGUCUUGUCGUUUGUCUUGAAGAAAGUCUCUACAUUCACAACAUACGCGAUAUGAAAGUCCUCCAUACGAUCAGAGACACGCCCCCUAACCCGCAAGGCCUCUGCGCUUUGAGUAUAAACCAUGAUAAUUGUCUUUUGGCGUAUCCUGGAUCGGCAACAAUCGGGGAAGUACAGAUUUUCGAUGCCGAUCAUUUGCAUGCUAAGACGAUGAUUCCCGCUCAUGAUAGUCCACUAGCGGCUCUAGCAUUCAGUCCUAGUGGUACACGAAUCGCCACUGCAUCAGAAAAAGGAACAGUUAUUCGAGUUUUUUCAUCAGCUGAUGGUCAAAAACUCUACGAAUUUCGAAGAGGAGUGAAACGUUGCGUCGAUAUUUCGUCUUUGGCAUUCAGCACUUGUAGUCAGUUUUUGUGUUGCAGUAGCAAUACGGAAACGGUGCACGUGUUUAAGUUUGAGGAACCGAAAGAGAGUCCUAAACGCAAUGUGGAGGAGAGUAGUUGGAUGGGUUAUCUUUCGAGUUAUUUGCCGACACAAGUUACCGAUGUUUUUACCCAAGGGAGGGCUUUCGCAGCCGCGCAUUUGCCCACGCAAGGGUUGAGGAACGUUAUCUCGAUUAUGACGGCCCAGAACCAGUUGCGUUUGCUUGUGGCGACCGAGGAGGCGAAGUUGUAUGUUUACAAUUUGGACCCGAACGAAGGUGGCGACCUCACAUUGUACAAGCAACACCGUCUUGACGACUCACGUGACACCCGUGACUCAUCAAAAGGUACAGCUAUGAGCGAACCGCAAAACAUCGAUGGAGGCUCUGCCAUACUAGCUAGCUACGCCGGCAUCGUCAAGGGCAAUCCCGUGGGCCAAAUGUCAGGUACUGAGUCGGAGAAGCUGAGGGAGAUGGCGGCGGCCACCGAAUCGCCCCCGAAAGGAGGGCCCUUCCACUUCAACGACGACCAGGAAUAUCCGCCCUUGACGCAGAAUUCGGACUGAGAUAGGUACCAACUCAUGUUCGGGCUGGUGCUCCUCAUUCAUUUCGUCGUCAGGAUUAGCGAGGAUUUGAUUUUUUAUCUGUUCAAUUUGAACGGAUGAUUUUAUUUCUAAUUAAUUUAGUUUUUUGUAUUGUCAUUUGUUGAGGGCAAAUUCAUAUCAAUUGACACUAUUUUUAUUUUUAGUAAAUCAAUUUGUUCGCACUUUGCGUAAACAGUUAGUAAAAAUGUCUAAUUUAUUCUGAAAUACUGUAAUAAUAAAGCCAUGGUUUCGCCCUUAUUUUCUGACACAUGAGGGAGUGUCUGAUUUAU